AUGAAGACCCCAUUCGGGAAGACAACUGGCCAACGGUCCAGAGCUGAUGCAGGCCAUGCUGGAGUAUCUGCAAACAUGAUGAAGAAGAGGACAUCUCCCAAAAAAUAUCGGACCAGUGUGGGACCAAGCAAGCCUGUGUCCCAGUCCCUGCAGAACAUCUUAGGUUGCAAGAUCCAACAUGGGUGGAGAGAGGGCAAUGACCCUGUUACCCAAUGGAAGGGGACUGUCCUGGAUCAGGUGCCUAAAAAUCCUUCCCUGUAUCUUAUAAAGUACGAUAGAUUUGACUGUCCUUAUGGACUAGAACUUAAUAAGGAUGAAAGUGUUUCUGCACUGGAAGUCCUCCCUGAUAGAGUUGCAAAAUCUCGGAUCAGGGAUGCACACUUGCACAUGAUGAUUGGCAAAGCAGUGGAGGGCAUGUUUAAGACAGAGGACGGCUCUAAAGAUGAGUGGAGGGGGAUGGUCAUGACACGGGCUCCUGUCAUGAACACAUGGUUUUACACCACCUAUGAGAAAGACCCUGUCUUGUACAUGUACCAGCUCCUCGAUGACUACAAAGAAGGCGACCUCCGCAUCAUUCCUGAUUCCAAUGAUUCACCUCUAGCAGAAAGGGAGCCAGGAGAAGUUUUGGACAGCCUGGUAGACAAGCAAGUGGAAUAUGUCAAAGAAGAUGCCUCGAAAAGGACUGGCAUGGUCAUCCACCAAGUAGAAGCCAAGCCCUCUGUCUAUUUCAUCAAGCUUGAUGACGACUUCCAUAUUCACAUCUAUGAUUUGGUGAAAACAUCCUAG
Mus caroli (Ryukyu mouse) is the source of this 786-nucleotide messenger RNA. Its product is annotated as spindlin-1-like. Lineage: Eukaryota; Metazoa; Chordata; Mammalia; Rodentia; Muridae. Gene Ontology annotation, biological process: gamete generation. The record is from RefSeq and is a predicted model, not a curated record.